GACAUUUACGAACACCGACAGUAGUGACGAUAUAAAACGCUAAGCGAAGUAGUUGUAUGUUGAAAGGCAUAUUUACGAAAUUAAUAACUAUUAACCAAUCUUAAUUAAGCGUCUGCGAUCUCCUUUAGAAAGUUUCUGUUAAAUCGUCUCUUACUCUCUUGUACUUUGUUUUGAUUUGAUCACAUAGUCAUAAUGUUAGCUAUCGACAUGCUGCAAUUGCUAAAUUCCGAUAAAGGCUACCGCCUUAUGAAGUGUAUAUCAGCUGUAAAUUUAAAUCGGUAUUCUAAGUGACCUAUAUUUAUCAGAACUGCAACGCAAUUCAGUGUCGCCGUGAAGCCCUUCGGUUUAUCGAGGCGAUGAAUUUGUGAUAUCGUGAUGGUGACAAUUAAGGUUAUAGGACUUCCGUAUACACAUUGGGAAGUGAGAAAGAUCCAAGAAAGCGGAAAUCAGAUGCCCAUGAUUCGGUGACUUCGUUUGCAAAGCACAAUACUGACUCCGCCCCUUGCACUUGGUACAAUGACUUGGACAUAAACUUGUGUAGGCUACUUAUUUUCAACAUAUUUUGAGUUCUAGGGUUUAUACCCCCGGAAAGCCACCGUCUAUACAUAUAUGUACAACAAUAACCACUUAAUUGAUUAGGCCACUGCCAAUGACAUUCUUCUUGCUAUUCGGUCUCAAAUGUUUCCUGUGCCGAAUACCAAUAAAAAAUCCAUUUAUCUUACAUCGUUGUGAUCAACUGCGUGCUGUACGCUCACCCACGCUCGCCAACAUUUUUAAUGUUUCGUGAUCAAAUAAUUCAGAAUGCACGUUACAAAUUAGCAGCCUACAAUUGUUAACGGAUUUCGUUUUUGCCGAUGCAAACAAAUAGAAAAUAAUUCUUCGUCGUAUAUGCACAUGCCAACACCCAGUGAUUCCCACCAUUUUCCUUAAAUUUCGGUAUCACUUGCGACAAGAAGGCAAUAAACACAAGACUUGCUGCAUAUUUUAACUUGAUAGACAAGCUAGGAGGAAAACAAAUAUAAGGAUGAAAAAGAAAUUGGUUCGGCUCCAGUGAUCGGGGGAUGCACGCAAUAUCCCUGUUCAGAGUCGUUGUCAUCAGUAUAGGAUACGGUUUCUCAAAAUCAGUUAUGUGGUCCAUCAUUUUGUCAUGGGGGAAAAAGUUAGAGCUAUAGAUUGUAUUUUUCCGUAUAUACUUCUUCCGUUUGGUUUCCCUUCUGGUUUCCGCCAUUUAAAGUAAUUGUUUCGUGUAUCGCACCACAACAGUAUAGGGUGAAAACUUGAAAUAAAAUAUCACAAUGGAACUUACCUUGCUAAUGAAAUUGCUUUCGAAUUUUUCAGCAGAUAAAUAAAGGGUGGAAUUAACAUUGAAAUGCCAUCCUGAAAGUAACGCUGAUUAACGGCAAAUUGGGAAGAUUCAGAACGACAGCUCAUACUAUAGGAUAGGUUGUGCGUUUUGUUAUUAUAGGAUUGAAAAUGGUAAAAUAUCUUGAAAGUCAUCGCUAAUAGGGGGAUUUAAAUUAUAUAGAGAAUGAGUGUAUAGUAAAUUGAUACCACAAUAUAUGUGGAGUCGUUAAGCAUAAGCAUAAGCAAUGGUUUCACAUUUCUUAUGACAACGUGCGAGUAGUAUCUUAAUCGCUCUCAUUAGAAGUUACUUUAUUAGGCCUGUACCGAAUGCAUAGUUCAUUCAGUUAAGAAUGGCAAGUAUGCUGUACCGAGAGACUGCAAGGAAAGCUAGGAUUCACGAAUCAGGGAUUUCCAAUAUCUGUUCAAAAUUUGAGCUUGCUAAAACCUUGUAAGGUAGAAAAAUUGUUUUGCUUUUGUUUCUUCAUAUACAGGACGCUAAAAAAGUCUAGUAAAUCAAAUAAGUAAUUGUUAUUCACCGUUACGCCAUAUGUCGCAUGUGUGUUUCAUAAUUAUUCAUGCCCACACGGACAAACGUCCAAAUGAAUGGUAGGGCAAUUUUUUUUUCCUCUUCUACCGCAAGCAAGAUCGGUUUGUUAAGAACAGGACAAUGUAACUGAAUAAUUCAUUAAGAUGUAUUAUAAUAAUUUUUUAUUUAUUUGAAACCUUAUUAACAAUGCAAGGAAAAUUUCCCUGAAAUACUGUAGCCUAAUUUCCGAGAAGCUUAUUGCUUCGAAGUUUUAAGGGAAUAUGUUUCGGCUUAAGAUCAUGUCCAGGAGAAUUAUACAAGUAACAUAAAUAAAACUACGUCUUAAAACAGCAAAUGAAAAAUGGAAAACUUUGCCAUUUGUUAUAGACGCAACAGAGAACUUCGCCACAAAAGAGCAGCUUAGCAAAAACUACAUUUCUUUGUGCCCUAGGUUGCCAUCAUUGUUUAAUUUCUACGGAUUAUGGCCUAAAAAAAUUCUUACUUCUUUUUUAAGCUAUAUGCCUUGUACAACUAUUUUCAUGUUGGGAAAUGUAGCCACAUCCUACCAUUCAAUAUACAACAGUUAUGGUGUUGCUUUUGUUCAGGCCUGUAUAGUGCCUCUCCGUUAAAUUUAUGAUUGCAGUUUCAAGGUCCUGAAAACAACUGAUUAAUCGGUAAAAUCUGGCAUCAUUUGACGUUGCUUACAAACAAUUCAAAUUGUUCUCCAGAAUUGUGAUUUUUUUUGUUUUCUUUUGUUUUCUUAUUUCGAAAACAAUCCGUUUGUUAGACUUGUGAAAUUUUUCUCUAAUCUACUAUAAUUCUUAUUUUAUAAUACAAGUCAAUGGUAAUAUACAUCCAUAAAAUCGGUGUUAAAAUAUUUUCAAUUUGCUGCUGUUGAUUAUAUAAAUAGAAUAUAGCAGCUGAUGGGAGAACACCAACUCUCAAUACCCUUUAUACUUUCUACAUUGUAGCCCUCGGAAAUCAAACCAUCGUUUCACUUUGUAUCAAAAAUUUUUUUGGUUUGUCAAACCCAAAACAAUUGACGGUCGGAACAUUUGUGCAAGAAGGCACUAAAAAGUAUAUGCAUAAUACCGCCUAAUACAGUGUAUGGUAAUAUGCGUGAAAACGUCACAUCCCGUUAGAAGCUCGGGACGCAUCAGCACCGCAAAUAUAGACUGAACUCCUACGUGUUCAGCUCAGGUAGACGCAAUUUCUUUGUUUGUCCGCACUUUAAACAUUUCCGUAGGUUCGCUUAUAGGCUUGAAAAACAGGCCUGUUGCCAUUCAUGGUACUAUGCAGCGCGCCCUAACAGCUGUGGGUUGCGUAUAUACGGAGAACAGUUACCCACCGCAGAGUUAUGUUCGUUAAGCAAAGACUUACGCUAUUUAUGCUAUGCUGACAAGAUUUUUAUUACGUAUACAGCAUAGUAGACUAAAAAGACACAGAUGGCCAACGGGUUUUAUGGUUCCAUUCCAUAGUUGCACAAACUACUUAAUUUUUACUUCCGUGCAAGAAUUUCGUCAACGCAUCAACUUGUUUGAAGGUUGCGGAAAAAGAAUGACAAUUGUAAUAAGCCUAAUUUUACACCACGUCCUAACCUCAGUGUCUUUCGUCUAGAUGCUCCCCUUAUUCGAUUUGUAUACUUCUGUUUGCAUACUUAUUACGGCAAACAUCAAUUUUCUUCAUUUUAUUUCGACCCGUGGCUAACCCCUUAAAGUGGUUUAAGCGAUUGAACAAAUUAACCCAAACUGCUGUUGUGCCUCUGAUCGUUCAUAUUGUAUUCCCCAACUUAUAGUUGAAACUGACUAGGAUAGCCUACAUCUAUCACGAUUCAGUGUGCUAAAUUGCAUAUAGUACGUAGGUAUGCUGGAUAUUUCCUUAAAACUUUACAAAUUAAAUGGUUAUUGGAUAUAGUUUAACGUAUAGUAAACGGAAGGUUUCCUAUUGGAGUCCGCAAUUUUAUAUAGAAGAAUCCAGCUUGACGCAAUUAUCUGUCGACAGUAUAUACAAAUAAAUUGUGGUAUUGUAAUUUUUUAUUGUUUGCGACAAUAAAAAGUCAGAUGCCAGAUCGAAUUUUUCCUUUAUAAGUAUGUUCGUGAUUGGCCGGAUGUGUGCGUAACAAAGAAAUACACGCAGCAUACCUCCACCAUAAGGACGCGCCAGCAUGCUGAUGUAACGAAUACAGUCAUCAGCUGGGAUCGUUACAUUCAUCCUGCUUGGCUUACGGUAUUUCCGACUUCUUGGUGAAGGGUACAUAGGCUACUUGGAGAAACAUAGAUUCUCCAGUUCUCUCUGCAUUGCGCUAUUGUUAAGACAUCUUCUACUCCGCAUUCGAAAUUGUGCUCAUCGAUUCAAAGGGAUUUCCAUCUAUCGCUCUUAUUUCAUUUGAGGACGAAACAAUAAUUUGUUUUUUGGCGUUACACCCUUUCCUGAAAAACAACUGAAUAAAAAAAAAUGGUUCAUAGUAUGUUGACCUUGAAAGCGCUAUUUUCCAUCGUUGGAAUGUCACUAACCGUUGACGCAUUAUCUUUCGAGAACUUCGUCGAUCCGCUGUUAAGAAAUGGGGAAGAAUUGAAGCUGGAAGAUCAGCUCUCUGAGCUAGGUCGGGUUCUUGAUGUUGCAGCCCGUAAUCUCUUCAAUCUAACAGUCGGAACAUCGGCAACGCUGAGCCACACAAACGCCUUCUUUGUUAUUAUCCUUCUUUCCGGUGUCAUCUUCACUAUAUUCACUAUCACCGCCAUGGCAGCUUCCUCAAUUUUCACAGGUACCAGCGUUCAGUCUUACUAUGGGAAGCGCUCACUGCCAGACGACGAAGGAAAUGAACUGAAUUUCCAAUGGGCUCGUAUUAUACAAAUCCUUCAUGAAAUGGACGAGCAUUUUCAUCGCCUAGGAGCUGAACAGAGUGAGGAUGAUUGUCGGAAACGCUUGGUGUGCAAGUUAUUUGAGGAACAUAAUGACAGUAAAGACGCCAAUCAUAGGCAGCUCGCAAAUCUCACCAACGAGCUCAGUGACAUAUACGGAAACAAUGAAUUGGAUACCGGACGGUCGGAUGUACAGCCAUUUUAUGACAGUAUGAAAGCUUAUAACGAAGCCGUCAAACAUGGAAGAAAAUUCAAAAACUGCACGACUCUCUUUCCCAAAUGCGAUAGAUACUGAAACCGCGUGACGUAAAUACAUUCUAAAGGAUAUCCCGGGGUUCAUAUGACAAGUUAUACAAUAUAUGUUUGACAAAUCAUAUUUCUUGCUCUACAUCACGUUCACUUGACAAGAACGAAACUUUUGGCUCGUUAUGGCACGCAUCGGAAAAUACGAUACUAUUUAUUGGCGUCAAUUGGUUUCAGUCUUCAUAUGUGGUGAAAUUUUGUUCUGUUUGAACACCUUUCUGACUUCUAUUGUUACCCACUUCUUUAAUGUAAUGUUUGAUACACUUGUAUACCGCA
Daphnia magna is the source of this 5310-nucleotide messenger RNA. RefSeq lists its product as uncharacterized. Lineage: Eukaryota; Metazoa; Arthropoda; Branchiopoda; Diplostraca; Daphniidae. The record is from RefSeq and is a predicted model, not a curated record. The transcript is spliced from 6 exons. Bases 4325 to 5026 code for a protein of 233 amino acids.